This is a messenger RNA of Seminavis robusta, 4190 nucleotides long. The record is from the annotation of a GenBank genome assembly. Lineage: Eukaryota; Bacillariophyta; Bacillariophyceae; Naviculales; Naviculaceae.
CAGUGUUUGUGGUUGCUUCUCGUAACCACGCGCGAAUGAUGCGCACGCUUUUUGCUGGCCGGUCCUCUCGCAAUCCUCACACACCCCUCUCGUCGAUGGACUUGUUUUGAAAGAACCACUUGUGGCCUCAUCCGUCAGAGACCAAGGAUGUUUUGUUUGCAUCACAGUCUACAGCAUGCGAAAGACAGAGAGCUUGGUUCGGAAGGAUGUUGCUGGUGAUGACAAUGCGACGAGCAUUCUGCGUGAAGAUUUCAUGUGAUACGGUAGGGUUAGGGGUUGUUUGAAGAUAGAGUUAUGGAUCAUCAGUCGUGGCUACUGGACCAACCAGCCGAAACCCAAUCAAAUCCAGACUUGUUCCAGACGUUUUGCAAAGCCCAAACCGACACGGAGGAGCGAGGAGAGCAUCCACCCACAAAACAUCCUUCAAAGCAAGGAAGAAGAAAAGAAAGAAGCGUAUUUUCGCCACCAUGGCGACCACUGCCGCUGCCAACACCACUACCAGGACCACCACCACCACCAGCACCACCACCAACGACGACACGGCCUCUUCGGUGAUCACCGUUGCUGGCGAUGACUCGGGCGCGGUUUUGCCUGAACUGGUUCCUCUUGGGACGCUGUUGGAUGCGCCCGACUCUUAUGCUGCCGUUGACAACAGCGGAUCCACCGGUGGCGUAAGGCUCCAGAAUGCUCGAGCAUUCGUCAACAACCUUGGAGUUGGUCAGGUGUCUCUCUGGAAUUCCGUUUGCAUGCCGCCUCGUCCAAGACAGGAGAUCCAAUGGCGUUCCACGGGAGGCACCUCGCCCCACACGGUUUUUGAGCCUCAGUGCCAUGUCCCUCCCAAUGCCAACUGUUUCGUCUUUAUGACGGAUGGAGAGAUCUAUAGCACGGCCCAGCUGGCUAGGCAUGCCACAGUCACUGCCCACCUCCCCAGCCUCCUGGUUCUAUUUCGCUCCAGUUCCGAGCGCGCCAUGGAACGAGUGUCGUCCUACAAUGUUUCCGUCGUAAUGGCCCACUACACAGCCGCCCAGACCGCGGCUGUUGUCGUGGUGAACCAACGGGAGGCCACGCACGCGAGACUUGUCGCCGUCAAGGGUGAUUGGGUGGGUGCCUUGCCAUCUCCUCCCGAUGUGAAUGACUCCUUGCUGCUCCGUUCUUGUCCUUUCGUGCCUGUGCAGCAGCUUCGGACGCUCCCCUCCAGGGUCUACCCUCGUUUGGUGGGCGGAACAUUGCCUCUCUCGGGCAAUCGGACGCUUCACCUGGAUGCCUUGUUGAAUUUGGCUGACGGCAGCGAAGUCUUGCAGCAGCUGAGCGAAGAGGAAAUGGAGGACAUUGCCCGUGCUUUCUUUACCCGAGGCAACUUGCCAGCUUGGCGGGCUCGUCUUAAUCAAUGGUUGGUGAGAAUCAAUCAAGAUGCCAUGACACAACUGCACCCACAAGCCCAAACGCAACAAUCUACAUCUGGCGUGCAUGCCUUGCUUCGUCGUCUCCAUUUGGCCGAAACGCCACAAGAACGCCAGGAAUUGUCCGUCCAAGUGCAAGCAGCUGUCCAGGAAGGAGCACAGUUGGCGCAAGAAGCAGCCGCCGAAGCGUCACGGGCAGCCCGCCUCCCUCGGGCCAUUAUCAACGCUGCGUUGGAGUCGCUGACCGUCCUGGAGCGUUCUGGAAUGAGUGCCACGAGUUUGGCUCGUUUGAGCAAUCGAGCAGCCAGAGCCAACACAAUCAACCGAGAUAACGUGGGUGCCUUGGCCACGCUCAACACAGAGGGAGCCCCACAGGAGGAAGAUUUGGUCUUGUACGAAACGGGUCCUGUGGCUCUUUGUUUGCGGGCCAUGGAGCAAGCUGACCACAACACUAGCGAUUCUGCUCUCGACCAAGGGUUGGUUGUGGGACAAUUCCAAGAGAAUGCCGUCUUUGAGCCGACUUUGGUGGCGUUGGGGAUGGCGGAUCAAAUUGAAACCAUGGACGCAUCGCCGUUGACGCGUCAGAGAAUGUCUGUGUGUCUCCCAAUGGUCUCUCUUCAAAACCAGGAGAACCAGCGCGUUGUCUACGAGCGACUCUGUCUGGUCUUUAUGAAUGAGCUGGCCAUGCCACAUGUUUGGUUGAUUGCGUUGUCCAGUAUUUUGCGCACCAUCGAGACGGAAGCUUGGGCCAACCCACAAACAACAGCCACCGGCAGGGUCUUGUUUUGGUUUGCCCAAGAGAUCAUGCGGCACGUGACCUUGCCAGCGGGAGCCAGGCUAUCUCCCAACAGACAGCAACCGAUCAAUGCGGCAUUUGCUUCUAUUCUGCAGGACGAAAUCUUAACCGUUCAUUCUUCAGUGGCAGAAGCUUCGGUGAUUUUGCGUCUCCUUCAUCGAUUUGGUGCUCCUGCUGCCUUCUCACAGGACGACUUGAGGCGGUCCAUGAUGGCUAGGAUCGCUGUGGCUGUCCCUCAAAUGCACCGGUUGUGGCUUCAGGCCAACGCGAACCAUCCAUGGGGAGACCAAGGACCCUCCUCCAUCAGCGCCCUCCUGAGGUCCAUCUACCACACAAGAAUCGACUCCCAGGGCGCACACGUCCCCGUUUCAGGAAGCGGUCACCUCGCGGAGCGCCUGAAUCUGCUUUUGGGCCCAGCCGCACUCUGUGCCGUUUCUAUGUUUGCCCGCAGCGUGGGGGCUUCUGUGAGUGAUUUCGUGAGCCCUGGACUCACGCUCGUUGUCGUGGCAACUUUGGACCACGUGACAAGCCCCCAUGUCAGCUCCACAGAAGCAGUUCGUCGAGCACAAAACGGGCACGCCGCGGCGAUUGCCGAAAUGACGCCAGCCACCGUUGGUGUCAUCACAGAAGACGAGGCAUUGGACCAGCUGAGACGCAGGUUGGCAUGGGCACGUACCCCCGUUCGCCCUCUCUCGCCUUUCACCACUCCAUUUGGACCUUCUGUGUUUUGGUUCUAUGCUCCGGACGGCACAGUCUUGAACAUGACGGAAGGUUUUAGGGCGAUUGAAGGCGACGUGGAACAAGAAUUUCGCUUGACUGAGCACGUCCGAGCAAGGCGUGGUACUCUUAUGGCCCGCUACUAUGGGACGGAUCAAUCUGGUGCCUUUGCGGCGCGAACCACAACACUGCCUUAUUACCGUGAGAUGGCGGACGAGUAUCUCGCCACUUCCCCUGACAUUGACCUCUCUCACCAGGAACAAGCCACUGCGUUCAUUAAUCGGGUCGUUCAGCGCAUUGUGGGCAGGACCGGUGUCUCUGCUGGAAACAGGCACGCCGAAAGCAUUGAAUGGACCGUGGCGAUUUUGCUGCCCUCCAUGUUGAGCUCGGUCUCGGCUUUGGCGCCUGGUGUGGAUGCUCGUCUGGAGCCCCGGCCCCUCUCGUUGCAGCGCCGUGUGGAGCUGGAACUUGGCGGGCGUUCGCCCAGUGCCCUGGGCGAUCCUCCUGCUCCUGUGUGGGUCCCACAUGACGAUCCGGACAUGAUGGACACGCUGGUUCGGGUUCAACAGGAACAGGAGCGUGCCAGAGUCAACGCCAUGCGCCGCAGAAUCGGUAACCCAACAGCCUCCGCCGACACCGUCCCAGAGGUGUCACAAGGGCUCUCUGAGAGGAAUUUGCCGAGAUUUUCGCGCGCCUUGACCUGGUACUUGCGGGUCGGUUCGGAAGACACCAUUCGCCCCGAUGGAUAUGUUCCUGUUCAGACGGUGUUGCAAGCCCUCUCAGAGAAUUUCAGCGGGGCGACCGUGGACCAAGUGCUUCAGCUAGUUGGCACUGACGUGAAGGCGCGUUACUCUGUGAUGGAGGAAAAUGGCGUUCUGAUGAUUCGGGCUAACCAGGGCCACACCAUCACAACAGUUGAUCCCGAGCGGCUGAUGACACUCAUCGAGAGCUCUGACGAUGUGCCGGUCUGCGUCCACGGGACCUACGAGGACGCCUUUCAGAACAUCCUCCGCACAGGAGGCCUGAAUCGAAUGGGUCGGCAAGCAAUUCAGAUGGCCGUCGGGUUGCCUGGUGAUCCGGAAGUGCGCAGUGGCAUCCGAGCCUCUGUGGAUGUCGUUAUCUACAUCGAUGUGGACCGAGCCGUGAGGCAAGGCCUCCGUUUCUAUCGCUCGGCAAACAAUGUCAUCUGCUGCCCUGGCCCCAUCCCUGUCUCUUGUUUUAUCAAGGCGGUGAGGUUGAGGGACGGCUCCCUCAUCCCAAACCUUGGUGACCAAUAA